Paramuricea clavata is the source of this 751-nucleotide messenger RNA. Lineage: Eukaryota; Metazoa; Cnidaria; Anthozoa; Malacalcyonacea; Plexauridae. The record is from the annotation of a GenBank genome assembly.
AUGUACAUGGAAUUGUUGAAAAGUUGUUUACCAGUGAUCGAAAAAAAUUGUAGGUCGUCAUUACCUAUACUGUAUUUGACGUUAGGUUCAAAACAAGUUGAGUCAGGAAAGCAUAAAGCAUGUCUAGCGUUCUUUCAAGAAGCUCUUGACAUUGAGUUAGAGAUCACACUGAGAAGCAAUCUUACCAUUCGAGAGGUGACGGCUUUAUGCUACAUUUCAAUGGUUGUAACUUUAGUUAAUAUUGAAAAGUUCAAAUUGGCGAGAAAGGCAAUUGAGAGAGCUAUCCAACUAGCAGAAUCACUUCCUGAAUGUCGACAAUAUCUUUGGAUUUUUCGAUGUUAUACGUGGAAAGGCCUCAUUCAAAACAAAAUGCGGGAAUAUAUUACAGCAAUUGAUUCCCUUAAACACGCUCUUGUACAGCUUCCAAAAAUUUCUCAUGAAUCCUAUGAUAAAUUUGAAGAAUUUAAGUGUCAUAGGGCGAUGGCAACAGCUCAUUUCUAUGUUGGAUCUUAUAAAGAUGCGCUUACGUCGUUAUAUGACGCAUUGUCUGUCAUUAAAUAUCUUUUUCCGGAGGGAAGUGAGGGUGAAGCUCAAGUAUUUGUCCAUGUGGCCAAAGUUGCACAAAAAAUAAAAAACAAAACUUUAGAAGUGAGUAAUUUGCGCUUGGCGUACAAGAUGUUUUCAAAAGUUCUAGGAGAAAACCACUCACAGACACAAGUAAUCUAUAUUGCAUAUGCCAGAGCUCUUAUAG